CCGUCGCCGUCAAGGCCCCUGGGAGCGCGGGGCGCCGCAGCCGCAGCUCAUCCGCUCGGAUCCGUCUCCGGGGCUGCGCCGGGGCCGGCGGCGGAGCUGAGGGAGCAGGGAGCCGCGCUCUGCCCAGAGUUGGGCAGGGGAGCGCCCGCGCCUCUGCGGCGUCAUGGGCCCCCUCAUCGGGCCACAGCGGCUACCAGCCGCAGAAACCCCCGGGCCUCCUCGCGGCCGAGACUGAGCGACCCUCCGUUCUCGGCGCCCCCUCCCUCCGCCCUAUUUACCCCCCUGCUCUCACUGCCGCUAACCGCUUCAGCUCUCCGUUAUGGCAACGGAGCCACCAUCACCUCUCCGGCUCGAGGCGCCCGGCCCCCCAGAAAUGCGGACCCCAGCGGCGAGCGAGGCCGCCCCCGAGGGUACCCCGAAGCCGGCUGGCGGCAGGCUCCGCUUCCUCAACGGUUGCGUGCCCCUCUCGCAUCAGGUGGCUGGGCACAUGUACGGGAAGGACAAAGUGGGUAUACUGCAACAUCCAGAUGGCACAGUUUUGAAACAGUUGCAGCCCCCUCCAAGGGGUCCAAGAGAGCUGGAAUUCUAUAAUAUGGUAAGUGAGGUUUAUGCUGCUGACUGUACCGACAGUGUUCUUUUAGAGCUGCGAAAAUAUUUGCCAAAAUAUUAUGGCAUCUGGUCACCUCCCACUGCACCAAAUGAUUUAUACUUAAAACUGGAAGAUGUGACCCAUAAAUUUAAUAAGCCCUGUAUAAUGGAUGUAAAGAUAGGGCGAAAAAGCUAUGAUCCUUUUGCUUCAUCUGAGAAGAUUCAGCAACAGGUCAGCAAGUACCCAUUAAUGGAAGAGAUUGGGUUCUUGGUGCUUGGCAUGAGGGUUUACCAUGUUCAUUCUGAUAGCUAUGAGACACAAAACCAACACUAUGGAAGAAGCUUAACAAAAGAAACUCUAAAGGAUGGAGUCUCUCGUUUUUUUCAUAAUGGAUUCUGCUUAAGAAAAGAUGCUGUUGCUGCCAGUAUUCAGAAGAUUGAGAAUAUUCUGCAGUGGUUUGAAAGUCAGAAGCAGCUUAACUUUUAUGCAAGUUCAUUACUAUUUGUUUAUGAAGGUUCAUCUCAGCCAACUACUACAAGAUCAAAUGACAGAACUUUGGCAGAAAAGUUUUUGUCCAAAGGACAACUCUCAGACACAGAUGUACUGGAGUACAAUAAUAAUUUUCACAUGUUAAAUUCUACAGCAAAUGGAAAAAUAGAGGCCUCAGUGGGCAAAAGCUUAUCCAAAAUGUAUGCUCGUCACAGAAAAAUGUAUUCAAAAAAGCAUCAUAGUCAGACUUCGUUAAAAGUUGAAAAUAUAGAGCAAGACAAUGGGUGGAAAAGCAUGUCACAGGAACACUUAAAUGGAAAUGUACUUUCCCAACUGGAAAAAGUUUUCUACCAUCUUCCCACUGGUUGCCAAGAGAUUGCAGAAGUAGAAGUUCGAAUGAUAGACUUUGCUCAUGUGUUCCCUAGCAACACUGUAGAUGAGGGAUAUGUUUAUGGGCUGAAGCAUUUAAUUACUGUACUGCAGAGUAUUUUAGACAAUUGAAUCCUUUGCUGCAGUCUUUUAAAUGGGUGGGGCAAUCAUAAUGAAGAGCAGCAAUUAAUAUCUCUGCACUCGUAAUGCUAUGUAAAAAAUUUGUAUUGUGAGUCUACGUUUUAUUUGUCUUUAUACUUUUGGUAGAAGGGUUAACUUUUUUAUAACCUUACUCAGGAAAACUAAUUAUUUGUUCAUUAGAAAUCUAUGAAGAAUAAAGAAACUUAGGAAAGUUAAGCAGGGAAUGUGGUGGUACAUGGCUUAAACAUCAUCCAUUUGGCUCAAGCAAAAUGCAAACCAUUAUUCAGUCAUUAUGAGUUUAGUUAGCUUUCUGUAGCCAAUUUAUCAUGAAAUCUGUCCACUCAACUUUGACAAUGAGCCAUAUCUAAGCUUACUACAUUACUAGACUAGUUUCAAAAAUCUAGAAAGCACAGAUUGAUAUCCUUAGUAUUGCUAUGUAUGAAGUUGUUAAAACUGGAGAAAAUUCUACAGAAAUAAGUACUCUUGAGGUUUUAUAUUAAAAGUUCAGACCAGCAUAUCAAAAGGUGCUUCUUAGUAAAAUGAUUUAAAAUUUAUUACAUUCCAAAAGAUUUUCCCUUUAAUUUUCAUUUAUGUACGUAUUUCAGAAUAUCAUACUUCAUGAAAAAGAUACUAGAAACGAACAACAACAACAAAAGUCUUGAAAUUAAGGGCACUGAUAAUCUUGUCAGGGUUAGAAGAAGAGGGAAGUUAUUUGCAGGGAACAAUGUUUUUCUUUUAAGAUCUUUCAUUUAUGGGAAACUUAGAAUAUAUACUUACUACAUUGUGACAAAUAUUACAAACCAUAUAAUAUACCCUUUACUCUGACUGCAGUUUUAAAAAGGUGGAUGAUUAAAGCUAUUAUUUUUCCUUUAAAUAACUUUUGAGAGUUUUUUUCUCUUAUAACUUGUAUUUUUAUGUCCCCAGUUAGUUAAGCAGUGGUUUUUUCUCUUAUAACUUGUAUUUUUAUGUCCCCAGUUAGUUAAGCAGUGGUAUGAAUAUAUGUUGCUAAAGAGUGUUCUCAGAAUUCUCAUAAGCAAUGAAGGACAACAUCCAGCAUUCUGAGUGUUACGAAAAAUACCAUGUGUAAUGUAAAACUUCUGUGUGUCUGCAGUGCAUCAUGCAGAGUUUGGUGCAUAUGUAAAUUCAUGCUUCUCUUUCAUUCUUACAAUUUUAUAUCAUAGAGAAUUUCAUGGAAUGAGGGCAGUGCUAUUUUUCUUGGAAAAAUUAGGUUUGUAAGUAUUAUCUGUGUUUCACAUCCACCACCUUUUAAAAAAUAACUAUUUGUUGUCGAAAACAUUUAAAACUUUGAAAUUAAAUUUGCAAAAAUGUCAGAUGUUUAUGUUUUCAUUAUUUGCACUUUGAUUCACUAAUAAAACAUCUAAGUAGUUAACAGUUUUGCCAUAUUCCUGAAAAUUGAGCUGUGAACUCUUAGACAGUUCCCCCUUUUUAUCCCCCAAAUUAAACUUUUAUUUUUAAAUUUU
Messenger RNA from Phacochoerus africanus (Common warthog), 3069 nucleotides. RefSeq names its product inositol polyphosphate multikinase (gene IPMK). Gene Ontology annotation, biological process: inositol phosphate biosynthetic process. The record is from RefSeq and is a predicted model, not a curated record. Gene Ontology annotation, cellular component: cytoplasm; nucleus. Gene Ontology annotation, molecular function: inositol-1,4,5-trisphosphate 3-kinase activity; inositol tetrakisphosphate kinase activity. The transcript has 6 exons. Bases 320 to 1579 code for a protein of 419 amino acids. NCBI's taxonomy places the organism in Eukaryota, Metazoa, Chordata, Mammalia, Artiodactyla, Suidae.